Messenger RNA from Plasmodium gaboni, 428 nucleotides. RefSeq names its product V-type proton ATPase 16 kDa proteolipid subunit. Gene Ontology annotation, cellular component: proton-transporting V-type ATPase, V0 domain. Gene Ontology annotation, molecular function: proton-transporting ATPase activity, rotational mechanism. The transcript is spliced from 4 exons. The record is from RefSeq and is a predicted model, not a curated record. Lineage: Eukaryota; Apicomplexa; Aconoidasida; Haemosporida; Plasmodiidae. The annotation marks the transcript as partial. Gene Ontology annotation, biological process: proton transmembrane transport.
AUUUAGGAGCUGCCUUUGGUACUGCUAAGAGUGGUGUAGGUGUAUGCAGUGUCGGAGUAAUGAGACCAGAUUUAAUUAUGAAAUCCAUUUUACCUGUGGUUAUGGCUGGUGUUCUUGGUAUUUAUGGAAUUAUUAUGUCCAUUUUGAUAUAUGGAAAAAUGACACCAGCUGAGGGCUAUUCCACUUUUGCUGGUUAUGCCCAUUUAUCCUCAGGAUUAAUAGUAGGAUUAAGUUCAUUGGCUGCUGGUUUAGCUAUUGGUAUAGUUGGAGAUGCAGGUGUAAGAGCAAAUGCACAACAAAAUAGAUUAUUUAUUGGUAUGAUUUUGAUUCUUGUUUUUUCUGAAACCUUAGCUUUAUAUGGUUUAAUUAUUGGUAUAUACAUCUCCAUUGCAGAAACACCAAAAUUAUGUACACCCUAUAAUGUGUAA